This is a messenger RNA of Colletotrichum higginsianum IMI 349063, 2355 nucleotides long. Its product is annotated as Zinc knuckle. The coding region runs from base 1 to 2355 and encodes 784 amino acids. Gene Ontology annotation, molecular function: nucleic acid binding; zinc ion binding. Lineage: Eukaryota; Fungi; Ascomycota; Sordariomycetes; Glomerellales; Glomerellaceae. The record is from RefSeq and is a predicted model, not a curated record. The transcript has a single exon.
AUGGACUCUUCAGAGGCCGCGCUACUGGCAAAUGGCGCCGGCAACAGUGCGGAACAAGCAUCCAAGAAACGGACCCUGGAGGAAGUUGAGCAGGGAGACACACAGCCCAACAAAUCACCACGGUCUCACCAGGACUCACUGCCUGAGCCCGGGGCCAAAAGGGCCAAGACAGACCUCAAUCAGCAGCCCAUACAGGAUGAGGCUAGAGACUUGGAGAGCGCUGAGGAGGGCGAGCUGAAGGAAGACAAAGAGGCUCAACUGUCUCAAUCCGAAUCCGAAUCCGAGGAGAUGGCCGGCUCACAGAGUGACGGAAGUCGCGCAUCGCGUGUUGGAUCGAAAGCCUCAGCCGCGGAAGGAGAGCCCAAUGCCGACAUCAAGCGGACAACACGGUCCAUGUCGGCGGCCGCGAAUGGCCCUGUCCACGUUGGAUGGAAUCAAGGCAUCACAUCUCAGAAUAUCCGAACAUCGCUGGGCGCGUCGAAGGCCAAGACAGUACCAGCGCCGGUCAAAGCACAGCCCAUUUCAGAGGAAGCCGCGCCCGUACCGGCACCGGCUGCCGUUUCUGAUACCAAGGUGGCUCCUUCUGAAGCUGCUCAACCAGUGCAGCCGGCCCAGAAAGGGGGCAAGCUCACGCGGAAGGAACAACAGCAGCAACAACGUGCCGAAGCUGCUGCCCUAGAAAAGCAGAAGGCACAAGAACAACAGAAAGCCGCAUUUGUCUACGCGCCUGGUCUUGUAUUUACCCAGCCCAGCAAGAAGACGAUCCUGCAGCCCAAAGGUAACAACCUGGGCAAAGCUGUCUGGAAGUCCAAGCUCAAGAGCUGGUGCCAGUCCUUCGUCAGCCACAACAACGAGCAAAACAGCCUCCUCACGCCCGACAUAGUCCUGGCUGCGCUUCAGGACUACAUCACGACGCGUGCGCACUGGUCCAAGAAGAAGUAUUCCGCCGCGGCCAUUACCGAGGCUCGCAAGCCCGAGACGAGAAACGACAUUGCAGUGAACCUGGCGACACUCCUCAAAGACGACAGCUUCCUACUCGGUUCUGAGGAGUCGCCUAUGGUCAUCGACGAUGACGACGAGGCCGACGACAGUGUUCAGGAAAUCCCAAACCCUACUGAAGUCAACCCUGAGCAAGCUGUUGGUGAACAAAACCCGACUACCGAAGACCUGGACCCAGACCAGCUUCAGACGGACGCUGCGGACGACACGACGGGAAUGGAGCAGACCGAGCCAGGACCAGCCGUCAUGACAGCGGAGGAGGAUUUGGCGCAGCAGCGUAAGUACUUCCCGGGUCUGCCAGACUCUGUUCAGGUUUGUGUCUACUGCGCAGCCGUCGGUCACAAUUCGGCUGCUUGUCCCAAGACGGCCUGCAAGUUCUGCCAGCACUCCGGUCACUUCUCGUGGAACUGCCCGACACGCGAGCGGUGCACCAAGUGUCGUCAAUUGGGCCACGGCAGGGGACAGUGCACCGAGAAGCUUGUUCAUCUGGACGAAGAGGGCAUGGAGUGCGCCGCGUGUGGCUCCCAUGACCAUCUCGAAGACGACUGCGAGACACUCUGGCGGUCAUACAAACCCCGGAAGGAGUUGAUCAGGAAGGUCAAGGCCUUCCCCGCCUUUUGCGCAUCGUGCGGCACCGAGGGCCACUACUCUUCCGACUGCGCUCUUCGUGGCAACAGGCCUCGGAACAAGACGUGGUCGCUCAAGAACCGAGAUCUCUACGUCGACAAGGACGCGACCGACGAGCCGAUCAGUGACUUCGCUGGUCAGCCCCAGAAUCCAAAGUUCCCUCUGCAGAUCAAGGGCUCUGCGGCUAGGCGCAACCACAUCUUCUACCCCGAUAGCGACGGGUCGGAGGAGGGCGAGUUCAUCGGUCAGAAGGUGAAGCCGCGUGCACCACUCGGCAGCAUUCAGUUGUCGACCAAUCUUCAGAUCAACAUGGGCAACUUUGGACCGCCACCUCAGACGCAGCAGAACGGACGUGGCCAGCAGCGCAGUGGGUGGUCAGCACAGCCUCCCCUCCCUCCUGGACCUCCACCAUCGGGGCCGCCACCCGGGUCGUACUCGCGAAUGUCGAGGAGCUUCAACAACCAGUCGCGCCCGCCUCCUCCGGGCAACGGUGCUGGUCGCGGUGGGUUGCCUCCUAAGCCCCCAGCGCCGCAGUCACAGCAGCACGGCCACCAGAACGCGGGACCACCAUCUAACGGACGUGGAUCGAAUGCACCAAAGAAGCAAAGGACGAGAAACCAGUCCGGCAACUCACAUGGGGGAUCCGUGCAGCAGCAACAGCAGCAGAGCGGUGGAGGCCCGCCAUCGCGUCGCCGGGGCAAGGCCAGACGCGGUGGGAAGCAGGGAUGA